AUGCAAUUCAAGAAAUACAUCCCAGACUUCCUCCUCCCUACCGACGAGCCACAAGCGCCCGUCCGGAUCUACGACGUGCCUCUGCGUCGGGGACUCUUCCAGAAGGCUCAACCCGGUAACGAAGAGACCAUCACAGCCAGCCGUAAUAACUCCGUCGUCGACCAGUUGUCGGCCGCUCAGCCGGAACAGCGCCGCUCUAGUUGGCAUCCCGGUAUGGCUUUUGGUCACUGA
Exophiala bonariae is the source of this 231-nucleotide messenger RNA. RefSeq lists its product as uncharacterized. The transcript has a single exon. Lineage: Eukaryota; Fungi; Ascomycota; Eurotiomycetes; Chaetothyriales; Herpotrichiellaceae. The record is from RefSeq and is a predicted model, not a curated record. The coding region runs from base 1 to 231 and encodes 76 amino acids.